Camellia sinensis is the source of this 530-nucleotide messenger RNA. NCBI's taxonomy places the organism in Eukaryota, Viridiplantae, Streptophyta, Magnoliopsida, Ericales, Theaceae. The record is from RefSeq and is a predicted model, not a curated record.
GGAAGUUCCAGACUGAACUGGGCAAGUCUUGGGCCUCUGAAAUUGCAUCAAGAAGAAAAACAAAAUGUUAGUUUCUUGUUGAAAAUUGAAGCUACACUUUUUGUGUAUAUAAAGCAGGACAUCUAAAUGGAAUUAUUUCUAAAACUUGAUCUUCUUGCUUUCCAGCAUCUGGUGUAAUUAUGAUACAUGAUGAAUAAUUUUCUCCUAAGUUUUCCCUCCAUGUUUUGUGCUCUGCAGUCCUAAAAAAUAAUGGCAAUAAUUGAAGUCGAUUAAACUUUUUCUUUCUCUUCGCCAUUUGAGGACCUGGUAAUUUAUUUAGAGAAUAACAUUUCAGUGAUGACUGAAGUGUUGCUUCAUAUUCUUAUUUAGAAAACAAAGAAACCAAGGGACUGAAGUGACUUUAGGCCAUAUUAGGAGCAAUUUCAUGAUAAAAUGUUUUGGAUAUUUGAUGUAUUCUUGGUAGGGCAUUGCCAUUUAUUUCCCACAAUGUUUUGAUCUAUAUAUAAUUGGAUUGUCUGAUAUUUUCAAGC